Molecule: messenger RNA, 2582 nt
Organism: Ictalurus punctatus (channel catfish)
Lineage: Eukaryota; Metazoa; Chordata; Actinopteri; Siluriformes; Ictaluridae
Gene: tmem178a
Product: transmembrane protein 178a
Exons: 4
Coding region: 799-1719 (306 amino acids)
Biological process (GO): negative regulation of osteoclast differentiation; regulation of cytosolic calcium ion concentration
Cellular component (GO): endoplasmic reticulum membrane
Source: RefSeq, a predicted model, not a curated record
UAAUGGUAUUUUUAUUUUAUUUUUUAAUUUAAUUAAGGGUCGGGGAUACGCAGGUGCUCACAGUAAUAUUUAUCAAUCCAAGCAAUUUAAUGAGUAGACGUGUCAUUGAUGAUGUUAGUCAUUUUGAUUAUUUUACACAGAUUAUUUGAAAGGUUUCACACUGUUCGUUGUAAGUGCCUACUCCCACACCUUGACCUGCUCAGGUAACCUAGCUCUGGGGGAAGAUUAGGCGAGCCGAUCCUUAUUUAAUGGCCAAUUAGUUGUGUGUUUAUUAGCUAUAAGAUGUGUUGCACGCUUUAAAAAGGUUACUGGAGAGUUCACGUGGGUAAAAGGGUCCUACCUGAGUGUUGCUGGGUUCUAUAUAAAACUUUAUAAUACCUCUUUGGAGAUAAAUCUCGUCGAGAUACACAUGACAGGUUUGGGAAUCGAUUCUUCUGAUUCACUGUAGAAGAUUCGGUUAAAAAAAAGAGACAGAGGGAUAGAGAGAGAACCGAUUCUUCUCACCGCGCACAUACAAGCACACUCACGAGACUGAGAGAGAGAGAGAGAGAGAGAGAGAGAGAGAGAGAGAGACGCAGAGGCAGCGUAUUCAGCAGCGUGGAGGUCACGGGGAGGAAAAACAGAGCGAGGUCUGCGGACUCCUUAAAUAAACGGAAGAGAGGGAGAAAAGGAUGCUUUAAUCAGCACGCGCACUGAGGAGGACGGACAGACAGGCACAGAGAGAGAGAGAGAGAGAGAGAGAGAGAGAGAGAGAGAAUGAUGGCCGGUUUUCGGUGAGCGCGCGCUGAUGUUCACACCAUGGAGAAACGGUCUCUCGUGACGGCGGCGAGCUUUUGCAUGAGCGUCCUCGCGCUCGUGCUGCUCGUCACCGCCAUCUUCACGGACCACUGGUACGAAACGGACACGCGCAGGCACAAACGGAACUGCGACCGGUACGGAGCCGAGUCUAAUGACCAGAAAAACCGGGAGAUGCCCAUCUAUCACCUGCCGCUGGUGGACAGUACCGGGAGCGGAGGCGGGGGCGGAACCGGGGGCUCGCGCCGGAACAGCGUGGCUCUCAUGAAACCGAUUCACGUCGGGAGUCGCGAGGAGGAGCUGCUGGAGAACUGGAGGGCGAUUCUGGGCAUGGGCAUCCUGGAGACCGAGUGCGGCCGCCCGCUCUUCCCCACGCACUCCGGGCUGUGGCGGAAAUGCUACUUCCGGGGCGUGGACCCAGACAUCGACCGGCUCAUUUCAAAGGGUAUUGCAGAUCGCUGCACUGCAGUUAAAUAUCAUUUCUCUCAGCCGAUUCGACUCAGGAACAUUCCCCUGAACCUGACCAGAACCAUCCAGCAGGACGAGUGGCACCUCUUACAUCUUAGAAGAAUAACGGCGGGCUUUAUGGGAAUGGCUGCUGCUGUGUUGCUCUGUGGCUCCGUCGUCUCUGCAGUCGGAUUUUUCUGGGAGGAGAAGCUCACGCAGCAUGUAUCAGGACUACUGUUCCUAAUGUCAGGGAUCUUCUGCACCAUCUCCUUGUGCACCUACGCCUCUAGCGUGACCUAUGACCUCUCCCGAAACCCCCCCUUUAUCUACGGUCUCCCGGGCGACGUGGAUCAUGGAUUUGGUUGGUCGGUGUUGUGUGGGUGGGCGUGCCUUGGGCUGACGGCGGCAUGCGGCUGUAUCAGUACCGCCUCUCCCUUCAUCACGCGCCACAAAAACACACACACCUCUGCCGUGUGAGAGCUCUCUACAGUUACUGAUGGACUCAACACCUCUCUCUCACACACACAUACCCACACACACACACACACACAAAAAAAAAUAUAUUACACCAUAUUUUUUGGACUAGACGUCACUCUGGGGUGUAAGACCUCACUGCUAUCCCACACCCCAACCCUUUCAGUAGGGAGGUGGAGCUUCAUUGUAUCCAGCCAAUCACAGACUUGAUCAUGUGACGCCACCAUUGUUCACUUCUUCAGCUGUUAUAAAUACUGCUUUAAUUAUACAGCAUUAUAGUUCAACACUACACUGUAUGUGUGUAUAUAUAGGUUGUUGAUUGUGAAACAUGAUCAGUCGUUUCCUGAUUAAACCCCGCCCCCAUCAUCCCAACCACCCACCUACGCGCGCACAAACACACACACACACACACACACACACACGCACACACGCACGUGUAUGUGUAAGGACUAUUCCAUGAACAUAGUGACGAUGGUGAUGAUGAUGGUGGUGGUGGUGGUAGUUACAGAAGUGUGUGUUUGUAUUAAUAUUGUUUGUAUUAAUAUAAUGUCACGGAACCUGAACACAGUGUUACUGAGGAGUUCAUAAUCUGCACUAAUUACAGCUCGUUGGUGACAUUAAGGAUGAAAUGAUGAGAUGAACACACGGAAUACAGCAAUGCUAUAAUAAUAAUAUUAAUAAUAUUUAAUAAUGAUUAUGAUGAUGAUGUUAUAGUCGUGGCUGUUAUACACUCUGUGUGUGUUCCUGAGUGUGAACUGUGAAUAAUAAAGUCCUGUACAGAUCUAAUAAAGCAGUGUGAAGACUGGUGUGUGUGAGCGAGAGAGAGCAAGAGAGAGGGAGAGUGUAUGUGAGAGAGAGAGAGAGAG